Podarcis raffonei (Aeolian wall lizard) is the source of this 968-nucleotide messenger RNA. Its product is annotated as olfactory receptor 6N2-like. The transcript has a single exon. Gene Ontology annotation, biological process: G protein-coupled receptor signaling pathway. NCBI's taxonomy places the organism in Eukaryota, Metazoa, Chordata, Lepidosauria, Squamata, Lacertidae. Gene Ontology annotation, cellular component: membrane. The record is from RefSeq and is a predicted model, not a curated record. Gene Ontology annotation, molecular function: olfactory receptor activity; G protein-coupled receptor activity. The coding region runs from base 9 to 968 and encodes 319 amino acids.
GCCUACCUAUGAUGCAGGUCGAAGCUAUCAAUUGCACUUCAGUGUCUGAGUUUGAGCUUGAUGGGUUCCUCAACUUGGGCAACUACGGCAUACUCCUCUUUGCCAUCUUCUUGGUGACCUACCUGCUCAUCCUCAGUGCCAAUGCUCUCAUCUUCAGCCUCAUCUCUGCCACUCCUCGCCUUCACGUCCCCAUGUAUUUCUUCAUUGCUGUGCUGGCCACCUUGGAGGUGUUCUACACCACCGUUACCAUGCCCAGGGUGCUGGUGGACUUUCUGAGAAGCAAGAAGUCCAUUUCCUUGAGCAGCUGUCUUCUGCAAAUCUAUUUCUUCCACAGCUUGGGUAUCUCAGAGGCCUGCUUGCUUGCAGUGAUGGCUUACGACCGGUUCUUAGCCAUUUGCGCCCCGUUAACUUAUAUGACCAAGAUGACGCCCAAACUUUGUGUUCAGCUCGUGCUGGGAUGCUGUGUGUGUGGUUUUGUGUGUCCUUUGCCGGAGAUUGUUCUGACUUCCAGGUUACCCUUCUGUGGGCCUAGUCAUAUAGAUCAUAUAUUCUGUGACUUCCCUCAGGUGAUCAGUCUUGCUUGCACAGACCUAUCAACCAGCAUUGUGUUGGAUUUCUCCCUCCAUGCCCUUGUCAUCCUGGGCCCCAUCUUCCUCAUCCUCCUCUCAUACAUGAAGAUACUGAAAGUCAUUGUUAAGAUCAAUAGCUCGGAGGGGCGCCAGAAGGCUUUUUCCACCUGUGCCUCCCACCUCAUUGUGGUCCUUACUUUUUUUGGAACUACUGGCUUCAUGUACAUGCACUUGACAUGGAUGGGAUCGGGACAUUAUGACAAGAUUGUUGCAGUCAUCUAUGCCUUUAUUAUCCCUCUCUUCAACCCCAUCAUUUAUUCUCUGAGAAACAAAGAAAUCAGGGAUGUGAUCAGAAAGAUUGUUAGUUUCCCUGCUUUGGCAUGCACCAGCAACAUGUGA